UUCCAGUACGAACAUUAAUAGAGUGAUUGUUAAAUAUAUUUCAGUAUAAAAUUUGACAACAGUUAAAAAAAAAAUAAUACACGAAUUCUUUGCGAUACGCAUUCGCCUUUAGUAAUAAAUCUAAUGAACGGUACAGCAAAAAGAAGUAUUGUAAAAAAAAAUUUGUGCAUGAUAACGAAUGUGAAACCUCGUACACGAUUGUAUAAGAUAUUUGAGAAUCUAAUCAGAAGUUAGGUUAGAUGAUUGCACAAUAUGGUGGAUUAGAGAGAAAAGAGAGGAAUUUUUCGUCGGACACACAUGCAUUCUUCAAAUUAAGGGUAUUGUUUCAGUCGUGCAUUCACAAUUGUAUUGAAGCAGACAUACUCAAGUAUGGAUAAUAUAGAGAUUGUAGAAUACAAUAUUAUAUGUGAUAAAUAUUCUAGCCAUAUGAUUGAAAUAGUACUGUUUUGCCAAUUGUAUCAUACAUAUUUGCUCGAGCAUGUUAUGUCGCACUUUCUAUGAGAAUUGAAUUGAAACAAAUUGCGGUAACGAUAUUAUUGAAGUAAUCAGUACGAGUUGGUGAGCAACAUGAACAAUACAAAUGAUAAAGAAGAUGACAAUCAAAUGGAAAUAAAGCAUGGUGAAAAAAUGAAAACUACUAGCAAGAUAUAUGUGAAGCAACCUCAUGAGAUACUCAAGGAUUCCUUAUUGAAAAAUACCAAUGAUGACGUGCAACGUGCAAUCGAGGGUCUGAAGGAGAUACCAGACGAAGAGCUGCAAGAGUUCCUUGACGAUGAAGACUUUAUGGAAGGAUUGGAUGUCGUCGAUGCAUGGGAAGGAGAUGAAGAGAGAAAUCGCGAGAACGAGCAAGAUAAGACAAAUGCUGUGGAACGAAAAGAGAGACGAUCCUCUAGGGAACGCCAUCGUCCUGAGCCUAAAGGAUCUUACAGCCGUGUAAAACCGAAGAGAGAAGAGAAGAAACGCGAGGAGAUUCGUCGAGACCCUUUGAAAAGCACGAAGGAUAUCGAACGGGAUAAGAUACGAACGAAGAGAGAUACUGAGAAUAAACUUCUUGCCGAAAAGGAGAAGGCGAUUAAGCAUUUGCUUGAUUCGGACAAUGUAGUCCCACCUGGUACAGAAGCUGAAGCCAUUCAGAGCCUCACGGAGGAACAGAAUAGGGAACGAGCGCAGCGCGAAGCGCAACGAAGCAGGGAACAUCGCAGAAGCAAAUCGUUUGAUCAUUAUUCCAGACCGAGUCCGGUACGACGUAGAUCUCCCGAUAGACUUCGAUCAAGUCCCCAUCGACGAAGAAGUCCUUUUGUAGCAAGUCCAGAGCGUCGUAGGAGCCCUUACAGAACGAGCGCUGAGAGACAUAGAAGCCCUCACCGAUACAGCCCAGGCAGACGAAAAAAUUCACCGCGAUAUUUUUCCGAUCGAAGAAGUCCCGUCGUGCUAAGUCCGGAUCGACGAAGAAGUCCUAGACGACUUAGCGGAGAACGACGAUCCAGUGUAGAUAGAAAAUGGAGCGUUGAACGAUCGCGAAGGAGACGCACUGAAUGGAUACAUGAACGCCGGAGAAGUCGAUCUCACGAUCGGAGGAGCCGAAGUACGGAACGUCAAAGAAGACGCUCGAGCCGCUCGCCAGCAAGUAGACGAUACAGUCCUCGUCGUCGAAGUCGCACACGUACGCGCAGCAGAUCGGUGGAGAAGCGUACGAGGAAGCGUUCACCCUUCAUCAACGAACUGGCGAGACAACUGAGGAACGAAGCGAUGAAGCCGACUAGUAUGAACAGCAGUGGAUACGUGCCACCCGCGACGAUGGAAGGAAUUGCACCGCUGCUGAAUCCACCUGUGUAUCAACAAGAAGCGGAACCUCGACCACCACCACCACCUCCACCUCCAUCAGCUUCUUCAACGUACAUGCAUCAACCAGGUCCACAUGCACCACCACUGCCACCAUCAUCCAUGUUACCUAUCCCAAGUGGUCCGCCGUUUAUAAAUUACGAAUCCAUGCCGGGUGUACCGCCAAUGAAUUUCGAACCCAUGCCGCCACCAGCGCCAUCACACAUCCUACCUCCAGCCGAUUAUUCCUCCGCUCCCGUCAUGUACAAUCAACCGAAUGUCGUUCCACCACCCCCGCCAUCGGCGAUCUGUCCAACCUUACUCCCUACGCCGGUACUCUCGCCACAACCCGUACCUGCACCGGUGAUGGAUCACACACAGAUACCAUAUAAUCCUUCGCACACUAUGGCUUCUGUCCGCCGAUCGCCGAUUCGUCAAUUUGAAUCUACGAGCAAAUCUUCAAAUCAUUCAACUGCACCGUCCACGGCAUCGCAGAAUUACACGGAACGUGGAUCAGCAACAUCGUAUACUGAAUUUCAUGCACCGCACGAGGAACGAAUGAAAACACCCGAACCACCGGUCAUCUCCAAACCAAAACAAAAAACCAGCUUAUCCAGUCUACUGGAAGCGUCUGUUUCAGCCAAAGAUCCAUCUAAUAUACCGGUGCUAUAUCCAGGAUUCAAGCCUGAAAUAAUGCGGCAUUGCGAACAAGCAUUGUGCCAGCUUCCACUUGAGGAUCUACGUUUAAAGAUGAAGGGCAGAUUUUUCUAUGAUCGCAAUGAAGAAGAUCAUACGAAAAAUGACGCUGAGGAUCAUACAUCAAAUUCGAUACUUCUUCAGAAAGGCAAAACCAAGAUAUUUUGGGAAGAGAGUAACGUGGAACAGCAGAUAUCGAUUCCGAAAUCGACAACUCAAAUGCAUCAGAAGAUUUGCCAAACGGAUGAGAUGGAAACGGAAACGAAGGCUGUGCAAGUACAUGUCACUAUGGUUAACGUCGAAACACAGGUUUAUUCGCAUGAUCUACCGCAAAUAAAGGAGGAAAAGCGACCGAUAAUGGAUCGUCUUGAUUGGAAUGUACGGGAAACGUACGAGUAUGCUCCAAAGUUUCGUGAAGUAGAAGAUCUCAGAUGGAGUCUAAGUAAUUCUUCGCAGAGACGUUCCUGGAACAGGCAACCAUCUCCUUCUAGAAGAUCCGCCGACGAGCACGAACAUCAUGUAGAUUCCAUAGAUCAUGGAUCUAGAGAUCAUGGAUCUAGAAGUCUGAGAUUAGAAUCUCCUGUUAGAAGUAGAGAUGAUUUUUCCGCUCAUAAUGCACGUGAUCAUUAUAAUCAUAGCAGAUAUUCACCAGAGUAUCAUAGACGUUCUAUGGAGCGCGACGAUUUCCAUGACAGAAGGAGCGAUCAUAGCCGCGGAGAAAGCCCGAUGGAAUUGGAAGAAUCCGACGAUGAGUUAGUGGAUGAUCAUGCAUUCCAAAGAGAACACGAUUGGCAUGGAAGAGGGAAGAAUUUAAGAGGCAAAAGUCACAUUUUGAGAGGAAAACACUUGGGAGGAAGACCUUAUCGGAGUCGUGGAAGCUUUCGGGGCAAGUUUUAAGACUAUUAAUUAUACGUACAUCGAAUAGAACAUCGUAUCAACAAUGAUACAGACAACUUCAAUGACUUUCAUGUUAAUAAUCUACAUGUAUAUUGAAAAUUACAAGGAAUAUUAUGUUAAACAUAUGAUCGCAAUACCAUAAACUAUUAUUCUGUGAUACUAUGUACACGGAACUUAAUUGAUGUCAAAAAAGUGAAGGGAGAUGAAUAUUUAAGCAUGAAUUUGUAGUGAAUUCAGAAUGAAGAGAAUUAUAAAAAUAUAUGCUCAGAUAUUUCCGUAUAAGUGUGUUUAACCGUCAAAGGAUAGUGCAUAUCGCGCCGAUAAUGGAAAACAGUGCUUGAGAAAAAAAAAGAAACAUCAUAUUGUCGUCUCCUUUUUUACAUUGCAAAAAUUCAGAAUAAUAUAUCUCGUAUCAUGUAUCAUAAUAUUGCAUAUUACGCAAUGAUAAAUACUGUUCGGUUAUUGUCAUUUUUAUUGUAUAUUUAUAUAUGCCGGCUACAAUACGACAGUUUAAUAAAAAAAAUUAUAUAUAUAUAUAUAUAUAUAUAUAUAUAUAUAUAUAUAUAUAUAUAUAUAUAUAUAUAUAUUUAUUCAGUAGAACAAUAAACAAAUCUUAUAAACACACACAUACACAGAAAAAAAACAUGACAUGUGCUAAUGUAAUAAAGAAUUACAGCAGAAAUAAUAAAGAUUAUAAAUGGAAUGUAUUGUGAAGUUGCGAACAAGUAUACACGAAUUUGUUUUGUGAAAAUUUUAUUAUAGAAUUAUUCUUUUUAUCACAGAUCACCAUCUGUCGUAGAACUUGGAUGUUUUAUUCCACAUCUGUUUUCGUGGUUGUAAUAACUCUAUUGUAGAAUAGUUAUAUAUAUAUAUAUAUAUAUAUAUAUAUAUAUAUAUAUAUAUAUAUAUAUAUAUAUAUGCGCGCGGAAAAUCAAAUUACAUUAUGUAGAGAAAUAUAUGUUUAUUGGACCGAAUUUAAAUUUCUUUUUAAAUUGUGUAUCAUUUUAUUAACACUUUUUUGUUAUUGACGACUAAAUUAGAACUAUAUAUGUGGUGCGCGGUGCUGUAUCGCUCAAGUGUUGCGUCAUAUUGUGCAGUUUGUACAAUUUUGUCUCAUAACGAUCAUCUCGUAAGCAUUUUUUUUUUUUUUAUGAAUUUCACCCAUACUUGAUAUAUUCUUUGUUGUACACAUGUAUGAUUUUCGUAAGGAACAAAAAAGUACAUUUUAUCGAGUGCCAUCUCAUUUCGCAAAUUAAUUGUAUCGUUGUAAUAAUUACGUUUACUUGGCACACGUUACAAAUAUGCGUGCACUUGUUAAUAAAGUUCCAUCAUUUAACAGUGUA
Molecule: messenger RNA, 4757 nt
Organism: Cataglyphis hispanica
Lineage: Eukaryota; Metazoa; Arthropoda; Insecta; Hymenoptera; Formicidae
Product: serine/arginine repetitive matrix protein 1-like
Exons: 8
Coding region: 568-3414 (948 amino acids)
Source: RefSeq, a predicted model, not a curated record